Aspergillus homomorphus CBS 101889 is the source of this 466-nucleotide messenger RNA. RefSeq lists its product as uncharacterized. Lineage: Eukaryota; Fungi; Ascomycota; Eurotiomycetes; Eurotiales; Aspergillaceae. Bases 50 to 466 code for a protein of 138 amino acids. The transcript is spliced from 3 exons. The record is from RefSeq and is a predicted model, not a curated record.
CUCCAAUCCUCUUUCAUUCCCUCAUGAUCCAAUCCAUCCAAUCCCCAAAAUGAAGACCUUCACCGCCAUCACCACCCUCGUCGCGACAGCCAUGGCCCAAAACGCCGCCAUCAGCCUCCCAAAGGCCGGCCAAACCGUCAAACCAGGCCAGAACCUAACCGUGCAAGUCCAGCGCCCAAACACCAUAACCGGCUUGCAAGAAAUGGCGGUAGCCAUCGGCUUCCAGUCCUGCGGCAGCGGCAAAUGCUUCGCGGCCGACGAAGACAUGGGCACGAUCCUGUACAACGGGGCCUUCAGCCCGGCCUACCACGAGUACUACCUGCCGCCGUACGAGAACUUCACCGUGAUGGUGCCUGCGUCGGCGGCGGCGGGGCAGGCGGUCAUUGGCGUUGCGCAUGCCACGCUUAUCGGGGCUUCCGCGAACCCGCACUUGGAGGUUUUGAAUCGGACUGUUACUGUUGCGUGA